Molecule: messenger RNA, 1923 nt
Organism: Wasmannia auropunctata (little fire ant)
Lineage: Eukaryota; Metazoa; Arthropoda; Insecta; Hymenoptera; Formicidae
Gene: Cyp4aa1
Product: probable cytochrome P450 4aa1
Exons: 7
Coding region: 147-1619 (490 amino acids)
Molecular function (GO): heme binding; monooxygenase activity; iron ion binding
Source: RefSeq, a predicted model, not a curated record
GUUUAGUUUGAUCGUUUUCAACCGUGAAUAUAGAUCUCUCGCUGUGCGAGUGUCUUAUUCUGACAACGGCGGUGAUCGGUCCCGCGGAGGGACUAUGACGGUUUUACGGGGCUGCUUCAGAAGUUGAAUCGUACAUCCCAGGAGAGAUGUGGACCUACCUUGCCUUUGUAGCCGUUAUCUACGUUAUAUACGCGUUGAAGAACUACGUCAGAAUCCUCAGAUUUAUCUUCACCCUCGAUGGACCGAAAACAGUGCCCAUUCUUGGCAACGCGAACGCCCUCCUCGAAGGAAAUCUGAUGUACAGGAUGACACACGAGGCACAGAAUUACGGUAGCAUCUUCCGGAUAUGGCUGACGCUUCUGCCGUACGUCGUGCUCGUCGAGCCAGAGGACAUUCAAGUGGUACUUAGCAGCAUGAAGCACACGCGGAAGAUAAUCUUUUACAAGAUGCUCGAUAAUUUUCUGGGAAAAGGUCUGGUUACGCGAGACGUCGACAAAUGGAAAGUGCAUCGGAAAAUCUUGCAACCGGCCUUCCAUCGCUACGUGCUCGAGAAAUUCGUCGGAACGUUCAGCGAGUAUGCCGAUCGCCUGGUCGACAAGUUACUCCAGAAGGACGGGGAGGAUAUAAAUGUCACCGUAUUUGUCAACAAUUCGGUCUACGAUAUACUGAAGGAGACAGUACUGGGCAUAUCAUCGAGCCAGAGAAUCAACGACGGUGAGGACGACACGCCAUUCAGAAAGGGCCAACUUAUGAUACCAUACAGAUUUGCGCGACCGUGGUUGCUAAUCAGCUGGAUUUACCGAUUGACAGCAGCUGGGAAAUCGGAGGAGCAACAGCAGAAGGAUCUGUUCGAUUUUUGCUUGAAAAAAGUGAAGGAGAAACGCGAAUUUCUGCAAAACGGCUCUCUUAUCGCCGAUCACAGCGCGACUAGAAAAAUGUCUCUACUUGAGUACAUGGUCGAGAUCAACGAGAGGAAUCCCGAAUUCACCGAUCGGGACAUCAUCGAGGAGUGUUGCACUUUUAUGCUGGCCGGCCAGGACUCGGUCGGCACCGCCACCGCGAUGACGCUGUUUCUUCUGGCGAAUAAUCCCAAAUGGCAGGAGAGAUGCGUCGAGGAAUUGGAUGAGAUUUUCAGCGAUGACAGAAGAUCGCCAACUAUGGAAGAUCUUAAGAAGAUGAAAUAUCUGGACAUGUGUAUCAAGGAAUCCAUGAGGUUGUAUCCUAGCGUACCAAUUCUCGGCAGAACACUCGGAGAGGACGUCAGACUAGGGAAACACGUAAUACCGGCCGGUUGUGGCGUAUUUAUAGCGCCGUACUGCACGCACCGCUUGCCCCAUCAUUUUCCUGAUCCUCAUGAUUUCAAACCGGAGCGUUUCAGCCCAGAAAAUUCCAAGGGAAGACAUCCGUAUGCCUACAUACCAUUUAGCGCCGGACCUCGCAACUGCAUCGGAUACAAAUUCGCCACGCUCGAGAUAAAAUCGGUCAUCAGUGCUAUUCUGAGGAAAUGCCAAUUAGAGCCGAUCCUCGGCAAGGAGAAAGUGAUAGCCAAAUUUCGAAUGACGGUGAGAGCGCAAGGUGGCCUCUGGGUCAAAGUGAGAGCGCGCAACAGCACGAAUUGAAGCAAAUUGGAUGAAUGAAACAUCCCUGUGCCCCUUUUGCGAACUACAAAUAGCGAUUAUAAUAACAAUAAUAUAAUAAUGACAUCUCGAAAAUUAGUAAUAAUUUAACAGAAUGCUAUAACUAUGUGUGACUUAUGUAAAUUCAGCGUUGAAGAAAAGUGAAAUUUGUCAAUGCAACUUCUAACUAGGAAUAGAAGUACAUUUGACAGUACAAAUUAAAUUAUUCUUAAGAUAUCGCAAUUUCUUUGUGUAACGUUUAAACAAAAUGGUGCUAAAAUUUAAAAAAUGCAAAAUCUUUCAAGAA